UCGGUCUUUCGUAUAAAUAGUUUGCCGUUGAGCCUCUUCAGGCAGAAGCUACUCGCUCGCUCUUGGAGUAACAGAUCGCAGUUGUUGUCAUCAUGAAAUUCCUGGUUGUUGCCUUUGCCGUUCUGGCCUGCGCCUAUGGCGAUGUUUCCCAUUUGGGUUACGACUACUCUCCUCCGGCUCCGGUUUACCAGCCAGCUCCUGCUCCGGUCUACCAUCAUGCUCCGGCUCCCGCUCCAAUUGAGAUCCCAGCACCCAUCAGCAUCCCAGCUCCGGCUCCAGUGUACCACUCAGCCCCAGCUCCCGCUCCCAUCAGGGUCCAAGCUCCUGCUCCAGCUCCGGUCUACCACCCAGCUCCUGCUCCCAUCAGCAUCCCAGCUCCCGCUCCCAUCAGCAUCCCAGCUCCCAUUGAGAUCCCUGCCCCUGCCCCAGUGAACACCUACAUUCCCCCGGCACCAGCACCAGCUCCUGUGUAUCACCCAGCUCCUGCUCCAGCUCCGGUUUACCACCCAGCCCCUGCUCCCAUUCCCGUGAGCAUCCCGGCUCCUGCCCCGGUUUACCACCCAGCUCCAGCUCCAGCUCCCGCUCCAGUUGUGAUCUCUGCUCCUGCCCCGGCUCCAGUUGAGAUCCCAGCUCCCGCUCCAGUGGUGAUCCCUGCUCCCGCUCCAGUGAGGACCUAUGUGCCCCCAGCACCAAUCAGCAUCCCAGCUCCAGCUCCAGUCUACCACCCAGCUCCUGCUCCAGCUCCAGUUUACCACCCAGCUCCUGCUCCAGCUCCAGCUCCAGUUUACCACCCAGCUCCUGCUCCAGCUCCAGUCUACCAUCCAGCUCCCGCUCCCGUCUACCAGCCCACCAACACCCAAGUUCUGGAGGAGAUCGAGCCCGUGUCCAACGAUGGAUACCGCUACAAGACCGUGCGUCGUCGCGUCUACCGUCACCGCAUCUAGAAACCUACCAAAGCCCAAUACGAAAAACUGUUUCCUAACGAAUUCCCACGAGGGGAGUCGUAAUAAAAAAUGUUCGCCUUCAAUUUGUUAAACAAAAAGAAAA
Molecule: messenger RNA, 1047 nt
Organism: Drosophila gunungcola (fruit fly)
Lineage: Eukaryota; Metazoa; Arthropoda; Insecta; Diptera; Drosophilidae
Product: skin secretory protein xP2
Exons: 2
Coding region: 93-944 (283 amino acids)
Source: RefSeq, a predicted model, not a curated record